AUGGGGCCCUCCGGUGCGCUCUCAUCGCUGCCAAAGCUCAUGGCAAGCGUGGGGUCGUGGGUUGAGUCAGUCAAGUCCUCCCCACCUCUGCCCCUGAGCCCACCACCCACAUCCGAAUAUGGCGACAGAUAUGAGGAAGACUCCCGUCUUCAAGAGUGCAUUGAGGAGGAUAUCAAGCAAAGCAUUGAACGAGACGACGAUGGCGAUGUCGAUAUGACCGACUCGGAAGGUUCUACACCACCCAGUUCUGACCCACGAACCCCCGAGUCUCGUCACCAUCUACGCGGUGGUUACCCCAAGCACCGACAACCAUCCUUUGGUCAAUACAGCCCAACCUCCAGACUGGCUAUGAUCCAGGAGGAUGAGCCUCUGGAGAUCCAUGAAGAUGGCUACGACACAAACAGCGACUGGGAUGACUAUGGCACCAUUUCUCAGAUCAUUGGCGAUUAUGAGGAAGGCGUCAGUCGGUUGGAAGGCUACGAUGACUGGAACGAAGAUCAAAAGAAGGUCCACAAGCUCAUCUAUCUGCGUGGGUUGCAUCCCAUGAUUCCAUCCAACUGGAAAAUCUGCUUCAAGAUGUGGGGCAUCAAUCAGCCUCAUCUUGACGAUGUUUUCACUCCUUCGGAUUGCGAGAAGCGUGUGGUGAUUCAUGCCUACAAGGGCAUUCACGCAGCUGGCAAGGCACUCGAGAACCUCUUUUACCUCUCCCAGCACGUCACCGACUACGAGGAGCUCGGCCUCCAGGACAAGGCGUCCGGUCUUAUUGUCAAGGCUAUCAAGAGUUACAUUAAAUGGUCGAUGCAGGAUGCCAGCAUGACUCCCCGCAAGGAACUCUCAAUUGUUCUGGUGCACGACUACACUGCGCGGCUACUCAACAUGCCCAUUUCUCGAGACAACUCUAUGGGGGUUGAUCACGAUUCUUUUGCCUAUGAUAGCGACGAAGAGGGGAGCAGCUACGACAGAGAGAUUGAAGAUGCCAUGUCUCGCAGCAUCGAGAGGAGGUUGAGAGCUCUGGGGAAACGAUGGCGCGAGGUUCUUGCGAGGGGCAACAGAUUUGUCUCCAAGCCACCGACGCUUUACCAGUUUUCUGUCAUUCAGCACAUGGUCAUGCUGAGCAGCUUUGAUCCGUCGUCGUCAAAGAACCCGAUUGUCAUUCUGCAUCAGGUCCCGAUGAAUGAUCGGGGGCAGUGGCUUUGGAAUGCGCUGUCCAUUGCGAUUCCUGUUCACUUGGCGAGGGAAGCGAUGAUUGAUCUGCUGAAUGUCGAGGGAGUGAUGGCGGAGCUAUCCGAGUCUGAUGAUCCAGACUUGUAG
Messenger RNA from Podospora anserina S mat+, 1311 nucleotides. RefSeq lists its product as uncharacterized. The transcript has 2 exons. The coding region runs from base 1 to 1311 and encodes 436 amino acids. Lineage: Eukaryota; Fungi; Ascomycota; Sordariomycetes; Sordariales; Podosporaceae. The record is from RefSeq and is a predicted model, not a curated record.